AUGCCCCUCACCAAUGUUUCGCCUCCUAAUAGUUCACACUCUCGGAACCCGGACGCUGUCGAGGACUUGGAAGCCCAGCAGAGAACCACCGAGGAUCUUCAGACAGACAAUGAUGUAGAUACCCGAGGCCCAGGCGCCGAUGUAUUGCACCUUGCAGCGCUGAGGGAGAUUGACCCGACGAACAUCCUCUUCCGCCGCUUCACAGGGCUCGCCUCAUUGUCGCUUGACUUGGAAGCCAAUCAUCUAGAGCAGCUAGGACAUGAUCUCAGGCAGAUGGUCCUCACAGGCGACGAGGGUGUCAAUGACUUCAACGACAAGCUUAUGACGAAACUUGGCCGUUAUCGUACGACACUGGUGCCCAUCUGCUUGGUGCUGGGGACAUGA
Molecule: messenger RNA, 384 nt
Organism: Fusarium vanettenii 77-13-4
Lineage: Eukaryota; Fungi; Ascomycota; Sordariomycetes; Hypocreales; Nectriaceae
Exons: 2
Coding region: 1-384 (127 amino acids)
Source: RefSeq, a predicted model, not a curated record